Molecule: messenger RNA, 1353 nt
Organism: Babesia bigemina
Lineage: Eukaryota; Apicomplexa; Aconoidasida; Piroplasmida; Babesiidae
Product: SNURPORTIN1 (RNUT1 PROTEIN) (RNA, U TRANSPORTER 1), putative
Exons: 4
Coding region: 1-1353 (450 amino acids)
Biological process (GO): snRNA import into nucleus
Cellular component (GO): cytoplasm; nucleus
Source: RefSeq, a predicted model, not a curated record
AUGGUGGAAGAGACGAAUCUAUCCUACUCUGUAGCACGGCUACAGGAACGCGUGCAAGGCACGCGAAAAAUAGACCUAGGCGAAACGGCACGUAGCCGACGCAUGUUGUCCCUCCGGGAACUCCGGAUGAAUGUAGUGGAAGCAAAAAGAUCAAAUUAUUUUAAAAGAUUGCAGCAGCUUUUCCCGGUACAGGAGAGUGCCGAGACAGAAAUCACUGAUAUGCAGAUUGAUGAACACGAACUAGAGCCAGAAAUACACGACGAAGAUAUAAAACUGGACGACAUAGGUGAGUUGAAAGCAAAAGAAUAUUGUGAAGAAGGGGACGAUGCAGACGAAGGGCAGCCAGUCGCCAAGGCAGACUCAACAGAAAGACUCUACGCCAUUAUGGGCCGGGGGGGACCAAGGCGGCACAACCUUUUCCCUAUAGAUAUUGCCAGUGUCUUCACAACACACGAGUUCCUGGUGGCCACUGAUACUGAAAUAAGGGAGGAGGCGCUGGCGCUGAAAAGGAGCCUGCUGUUCGUUCGCCCAGAGGGCCACAGGGUGCUCGUCAAGGUGAACAACUUCUGGGCCACGGAAUACACCAGGGAAGGUCGCGUAAGGCAUAGAUUUAGUGUUCCAUUCACCAAGGGGCCCACUGUACUCGACUGCAUCGUGAAGGACUAUGACGAGCAAAACAAGAUCCCAAAUGAGGACCUCACAUACUUCGUCAUUGACGUUCUGAUGUACAAUGGCUGCAUGAUGGCGAACGCGGACACUGAGUGUCGAACGUUUUUCCUCAAAAGCAGGCUCGAGGAAUCUGGCGCUAUGGAGAGCAGACCCCGUUUCGUCAUGGUGGAAUACCAAGAGUGCAAUCCGAUGACGAUGAGGGACGCAUAUUACCGAGUUGACAACAUCGAGUACGACAGGGACUCGAUAGUGUUUGUAGACAAAUCAGCGAGCUACGUCGGUGGAUACAACCCAAACUGGCUAUGCUGGAGGGACGAAAACACGACCAAGUAUAUCAGAAUCAGCAAAAACGGCCUAGCGCCAGCACGGGUAAUAUGCGACCACAACGACCGGAUGCUCAAGACGCUUGACGGCGUUGUUAUAGGACAGCUGCCGAAAAAGUACGACUUCGACCGCGACAAAAUUACAACGAUUCUCAUCAAAAGCGUGGACAUAUCGACAAUGACGGUGAAAGAAUUCAAGCUACCGACAAAUGCGUGCCGGUUCGAUAAGUUUAAUGCCUACCACACUGGGAUGGCUGACUCGCUUAGGAAGAUUGUUAGACGGUUCAUGCUGGACAACCAACUCGACCUCGACUCAGAGGGAUCCUACAACCGGUUGGUAGAUGCUGUGGCAGCGGCUUAG